UUGGCAGGUCCACCUGGAUCAGGAAAAGGUACACGAUCACCAGUGAUUAAGGAUGAGUACUGCUUAUGUCACUUGGCCACCGGUGAUAUGCUUAGAGUUGCUGUUUUCACCAAAACUCCACUUGGUAUCAAGGCCAAGGAAGCUAUGGAUAAGGGAGAACUUGUUUCUGAUGACCUGGUUGUUGGUAUUAUUGAUGAAGCGAUGAAGAAACCUUCACGUGCCUUGUCUAGAAUAUUUAUGCUUGCACUCUCAGUUCCCUCCCCACAGAACCUUUAUUUAUUUAUCAUAGUUGUUUUUACCCAUGGACCAUGCAUCUAAUUAUGUUCUUGAUCUUUGCUUUGCAGCUUGAUGAAAUGCUUGAAAGGCAGAGAGUUAAAAUAGAUAAGGUGCUUGAUUUCGCAAUCUUGAUUCAAUUUUGGAGAAGGAUUACUGGUCGUUAGAUCCACCCUUCUAGUGGUAGAUCCUACCAUACGAAAUUUUCACCUCCUAGAGUUCCUGGCGUAGAUGAUGCAAGUCAAACGUAAUCACCCUCAUUCUAAUUAUGUUUCUCAAGUAAAUGAAGAUCCAGUUGCAAGGAAUCUGGUGACAGCCGCCUUUUUCUCCGGUUGAUGAAGUUACUAGACAUGAGACAUUUCAUGUCUUGAUCAAAUGCUAGCUUAUUGGAUUCUUUAUUUUCUUCAAGGUGACCGGAGAACUUUUAAUUCAAUGUA
Hibiscus syriacus is the source of this 710-nucleotide messenger RNA. RefSeq names its product adenylate kinase 4-like. Bases 88 to 318 code for a protein of 76 amino acids. NCBI's taxonomy places the organism in Eukaryota, Viridiplantae, Streptophyta, Magnoliopsida, Malvales, Malvaceae. The record is from RefSeq and is a predicted model, not a curated record. The transcript is spliced from 2 exons.